Zootoca vivipara (common lizard) is the source of this 2474-nucleotide messenger RNA. RefSeq names its product adaptor related protein complex 4 subunit mu 1 (gene AP4M1). Lineage: Eukaryota; Metazoa; Chordata; Lepidosauria; Squamata; Lacertidae. Gene Ontology annotation, cellular component: clathrin adaptor complex. Gene Ontology annotation, biological process: intracellular protein transport; vesicle-mediated transport. The record is from RefSeq and is a predicted model, not a curated record.
UGUCACUUGACGGCGGCCAGCUUCCGAAAAGAGCGGAGGUCCCGGAUGUAGGGGGCGGGCGUAAAAGGGAUCUGUAUACCCAGCCCCGGACCCGGAAUCUCCUUCCGCCGGGCUCUCCGGGUCAUGUGCAGAGUGUCCGGCUCGCCCUCCUCCUCCUCCUCCCUCCGCGACGAUGCUGCCUCAGGUCUUCGUGCUCUCCGCCAAGGGCGACCGCCUCCUCUAUAAGGACUUCCGCGGCGACGGCGACUCCGAGCUGGUCGAUACCUUUUGCCAGAAGAUUGCUGCGCUGCCGGGGGACCAGGCGCCCGUUUUCAUGCAGGCGCGCCAGGGACUCCACUUCGCGCACGUGCGCCACGCCGGGCUGUACUUCGUGGCGACAUUGCUUCCCAGCACCUCUCCCUUCACAGCUGUCGAGUUCCUCAACCGGCUGGUGACUCUCCUCCGGGACUACUGUGGCUCUCUGAGUGAGAAGACUGUCAGCCUGAACUUUGCACUCAUCUACGAACUCCUGGAUGAGCUCUUGGAUUAUGGCUACAUCCAGACAACAGCGCCUGACGUGCUGAAGAACUUCAUCCAGAUGGAGCCUGUGCUCAGCCAGCCCUUCAGCCUUCUCGACCUCAGUACGGUGGGCCUGUUUGGAGCAGAUACACAGCAAAGCAAAGUGGCUCCCAGUUGCGCAGCUGCCCGUCCUGUCCUGUCCCUGCGGGGGGAACAGAGUUCGCGGCCAGAGGUCUUCCUGGACGUAGUGGAGCGUCUCACGGUCAUCAUUGCAGCGAACGGAACCCCCAUGAAGACUGACAUACAAGGGGAAAUCCGCCUCAAGAGUUUCUUUCCUGGCUGCUCCGAGAUGCGGGUUGGCCUCACUGAAGAGUUCUGUGUGGGCAAGACUGAGCUGCGAGGCUAUGGCACAGCAGUGCGGGUGGACGAGUGCUCCUUCCACAGCUCCGUCAAGCUGGACGAAUUUGAGCGCAGCCGCAUCCUCCGCGUAAACCCCAGCCAAGGGGAGCUGACUCUGAUGCAGUACCAGCUGGCGGAUGACACCCCUGCGGCCUUGCCCUUCCAUCUUUUCCCCACCAUCAACCACGACCCCAAUGGCCGAGUGCAGAUCUACCUCAAGCUUCGCUGUGACUUGUCACCAAAAAGCCAUGCAGUGAACAUCCACCUCCACUUGCCUGUGCCUAAGGCCACUCUAAGCCUCUCCCAGGAGCUGAGCAGUCCUGAGCAGUCCGCCACCUUUCAGCCCUCCACAAAGUCCAUCAAGUGGGUCAUUCCCAGAGUCCAAGGUGGCUCCCAGCUCUCAGCUCUUUUCAAGCUAGAGGUGCCAGGGCUGAGCCGGGCGCGGCUGCUGGAGUUGGGCCCUGCCAACCUCUCCUUUGAGGUGCCAGCACACACAUCGUCUGGUCUGCAGAUCCGCUUCCUGCGCUUUGUGGGGCCGCAGCCGAGCCUCCCUCACCGCUGGGUGCGCUACAUGACCCACAGCGAUUCCUACGUCAUCCGCCUCAGCGCAGGGUAGAUGCAUUAGGGCCCAACUGUGCAACAUCCCUCGCCAGCCCCCGUCAAAGCAGCCUCAUUGCAGGCACCAAAAGUUUUCCAUAAACAGUUUUAUUUCUCAGCCAACAGCAGAACAGAAAUAGUCUCACAAGUGAGAGCAGCUGAGGCAAAACCUCAAGUGCAAAACAACAAAUGGGGGCAAGGAGAGCCCCUAAGGCACCAAAAACAGAUCGUCAAUUAGACAAACAGCACUGGCAACAAGCAACUGAAGCUUCCAACCCCAGGAGGGGCAGCGCAGCAUAGAGCCCCCUGAGAAACUGUGAGGGGGGAGCCUACCUCAGGAAUCCUGCAGGAAAAGGGAAAGCAGGUGUUAAGGGGAGCCAUAUUGCUCUGCCCCGCUCAUUUAUCCUUUAAGAAGCCAUUAGGUAAGAUCCUGCAAGCAAGGAGAGGCCUCAGCUCUGACUCCUGCGGACAGAAGCCAGGCGGGCCAAAGUGGAGUCACUCCAGCAAAGCCAAAAGCAGCCCUUCCUCCCGCCCCCAAGAGGGAAACCAGGGCGCAAGGAGGACCAGGUGCUGCAGGUCAGGCUGGCUGGGGCUCUCAGGGGACCUGGGGGCAGGCAUCAUUCUCCCCCCCCCCCCAUUGCCAGGGGCUUCUUUUCACCUUGCCAAAGGCGACCUCCUCCUCGCUGGUCUCAGACUCUUCCACCACCGCCUCUCCCACUUCCAUCAGGGUCAGCCUGUGAGGCAGAAACAGAGGCAUGUCUUGGCCCAGCAAAGCGACAUUUGCUGCCUGGCCAUGUUGGGGAGGCAGUCUGGAUGGCUCCAAGCUGGUGCCUGUCCCGCCUCUGCCUUUCCACAGCUGCCCUGCAAAGACCAUCUGGUCACAGGAAUCUCUCUCUGGAUGCACAGAUGCCAAGCAGCUUAGCUUUAUUGUAAUAAUGACUAUUCAUAUUAAUGAAUAAAACCACAAACCCAUAAAAUAA